Octopus sinensis (East Asian common octopus) is the source of this 2914-nucleotide messenger RNA. Its product is annotated as equilibrative nucleoside transporter 4-like. The coding region runs from base 681 to 2390 and encodes 569 amino acids. Gene Ontology annotation, molecular function: nucleoside transmembrane transporter activity; monoamine transmembrane transporter activity. Gene Ontology annotation, biological process: nucleoside transmembrane transport. Gene Ontology annotation, cellular component: plasma membrane. NCBI's taxonomy places the organism in Eukaryota, Metazoa, Mollusca, Cephalopoda, Octopoda, Octopodidae. The transcript is spliced from 10 exons. The record is from RefSeq and is a predicted model, not a curated record.
CCUGCGUGUCUCGCUAGUUCCUGUUUUCUUUAAACUACGAAAUGGAAUAAUGAAAGUUGUUGCAUUCAUGCUUUUUUCGAAGCUAUUAACGACACGACUGCAGUAUUUGGGCAAUCAUUAAGGUACAAGGCGACGAACACAAACAGGGUUUAUUGAAAUGUGAUUUUGUAUCAAUCAUUCUAGCUCACACAUUGGCGAUGACUGACUUGGAUAUUCCAAUCUAAGGGCACCAGUACAUCAUGACACAUCACAACUGGUUUAAUCACCAAACUUAACUGGCUGAGUUUUUUCCAAGAUUUAUUAUCACAGACUACAACAAAUAAACAAUUGAUUCCACUAAACUUUAUUGAGCUCAGAUUAUUGAGUUUUAAAGACGACACACAGAAAUAUUGAAGAAAACUCUUUAUUUUUGUAUUAUACACGCUGACAAAUUCACAAAUCGAUAUACUCACGCUCACAUGUAUACAGUGACAAACAGAUACAUCCAGAAACAUACACACACACGCAUAUAUCUUUACUGAUAACAUAUACACAUAUAGACACACACACACAACAUAUAGUAUGAAAUAAAGGAAAUAUAUUUAUUCUGUACCAAAAUCACAAGUCUACUGACUGCAAACGGACUCUGAAAUACCCCAGUUGUCAUACGUCUUACAAAUUUGCUCGGUUGACGGCGAAAAAUGGAUGAUACAUUCAGCCAUGGUUAUUGUCAAAUGAAGGACUCCCCAGUCGACCACCGGAAAGCUGAGGGGUCAUUCAGACCCCAGACGGCUAAGGAGAAAAUGAAACCACCCAGGGAUCCUUGCAGUUGUAUUUACCUUGCUCUUGUGAUGUCAGGAGCUGGAUUCCUGCUGCCGUACAACAGUUUUAUUACAGCUGUUGAUUAUUAUCAGGACCGAUUCCCCAGGACAACCAUUGAAUUUGACAUGAGCCUCACCUAUAUUGUGGUUGCUUUCUUCAGCGUAGUCGCCACAAACGUGCUUGUCGAAACGUUCAGCUUGAAACUCCGGAUUACAUUUGGUUAUAUUGUGGCAUUUACAGUGUUACUGCUCGUUACCAUCUGCGACAUUUGGCUGGAAAUGUUUUCCAAAGAAACAUCAUAUGGCAUCACCCUAAUGGCAGUUGGUAUGGUGGCUGUUGGAUCAACAAUUCAACAAUCCAGUUUCUAUGGUUACACCAGUAUGCUACCCCAUCGUUACACACAAGCUGUCAUGACAGGAGAAAGUGCAGCAGGUUUAGUCAUCUCAAGCAACCGUAUCCUCACAAAAGCCCUGCUACACAACCAGAGAACAAACACGAUCAUCUUCUUCACGAUUUCUCUGACGAUCGUCUGCCUCUGUUUCAUCCUGUUCCAUGUGGUGCGACGCAGUCAGUUUGUACGUUAUUACGUCAGCCAAUGCGAGAUGGCCGGUCUGGCAGAAGAGCAGCGAGGAAUUGCAAACCCUAAUCCAGCAUCUGGUCCCUUCACCGAGGAAGUAAGCUUAGUGGACAUAAUGGACCACACUGGUCAGCGGGGUAGUUACGGCGUUCUGGUGAUUCAGAGUCCGACAUCUGCCAGCAUUCAGCAGGAGUUCCUGACGGGAUCAGCACCAGUGACCCCUACAACACCAACCAAUCCAGAAAUAAAACCAGCCACAGCAACAGAACUGACUAAAAUCAAUGAACAAGAGGUCAAAUAUAAAGGUCACAUUUACAAAGUUCAAGUUCCGAAAAUGUCAUCGGUUAAAAGAGCCCUGUUAUUGCGGUGGGAAGCAACAAAAUGUGUUUGGCCUUAUAUGAUUUCUCUUGGAAUGGCUUAUUUUGUAACCUUGCUUCUGUUUCCCGGUGUCGAAUCCCAAAUCAUCAGCUGUCGACUCCGAAGCUGGACACCGGUCAUUCUAAUGGCUAUAUUUAAUUUAUUUGAUUUCAUUGGCAAAGUAAUUGCUGCCAUUCCUUAUGACUGGCCCCGAGGUCGUCUUAUCCUGUUUACUUGUUUUCGAAUUCUCUUGGUUCCCAUGAUGAUGAUGUGUGUCCUGCCAGUACACAAGCCAACACUAAACGGUGAGGGAUAUGCUGUCUUAGCGUCUCUCUUAUUGGGGGUCACCAAUGGAUAUUUCGGCAGUGUUCCCAUGAUCCUGGCACCAAUGAAAGUGUCCAGUGAGAAAAAGGAAAUCACAGGUAACAUCAUGAUGUUUUCCUACAGUAUCGGAAUGACUACCGGCAGCAUUGGGGCCUACAUCCUUGACUACUUCAUCGGCGCCAACUCGGUGGAGUCGAUUUGUACCGCAGCUAUCCACCCCCACCAUCCUGCCCUCACCAACAUCGCGGGACACCACAUGGCACCGUCAAUACCAGCCUCGUUGAAUGCUACAAGCAUGUUAUCAAACUUUACUAACCUCUCCGUCAACUAACAGAAGACGGGGCUCUUCGUGGCAUAAGGCACAGAUUGUGAAGCCAAACAGAACAAGGGAGAAGCUUUUUCUUAUUUAAUCAAACUUCUAUGUAUAUCUUUGGUUUAUUUACGUGUAGCAUCAAUACAGCAUGUGAGGGCGUGGGUGUGUGUGUGUGUGUGAUUGUGUGUGUGUGUGUGUGUGUGUGUUUGUGUGUGAGAGAGAGUAUGUGAACUUGUGUGUAUGUGUGUGCAUGUAUAUGUUUGUGUGUGUGUAGAGAGAGAGAGAAAGGGAAAGAGAUAUGCAUACAUAUAGAUACAUAUAUACACACAUACAUAUGCAUUAUAGGGUGUAGUUAAACAACUGAUGAAUUAGCCUGCAUUUUCAAUAAGGACUCAGUAAAUAUAGACUAUAGAAGCAGAGAAUGAAUGUAAUUUAUGUAAUUUACUUAAAUCAAUCUCCAUGAAUCUCAUUGAUUAGAAGGACGUUUUGGUUGGAUAAGUGGCUUUUAAAGAUAUUGCUUAUGAUAAAUUAUAUCUAAAUUU